GUAUCGAGUAUUUACUUGGAUUUACUUGUAUCGAUUCAUGCCUAUAUAUUGUUAAGUAUUUUUAUCAUAAAUAUUAUAAUGUGUGGAAUUGCUUGUGGUAUUAAUUGUGAGAUUAAAACAAAUGAAAAACUUUUAAAGUUUUUGAAACGAAGGGGACCAAACUUUUUUUCUUGUCUCAAGAUUAAGGUAGAAAAUAUAUUUUUGGAAUUUGGUAGUUCAGUUCUUUGGCAGCAAGGUGAUAAUUUGUGUUCACAACCUGUUCGACAAGGAAACUUCCUCAUACUUUUUAAUGGGGAUAUUUUUAACAUUCCUGAUAAGCAAAGUGCCGAAUCUGAUACCGAAUGGUUAGCAAAGAAAAUAUCGGGGUGUACAAACGAGACGGAUGUAUGCCAUUUGAUCCAGUCUUUGCAGGGGCCAUUUAGUCUAAUAAUUUUCCAUAUAUAUUCCCGUUCUCUGUAUAUAUGUAGAGAUUAUCUGGGCCGCAACUCUCUAAUUAUUGAAAAGGAGGCUGAAUUGUUUCGUUUUUCAAGUACUUCAUGUAACUACAAUAGCAGAAAAUGCGCACUGGAGCUGCCGCCUCUGGGAUUAUAUGUGUUCGAUCCUAUUUUUCCAACUGUGUGGAAAUUGUUUCCUUGGAAACAAACAACUGACGCCUUAUCUAUAGAAAUAAAGACUCUGAAUAAUAUAUUUGGGCUAACUAUAUCGGUUGAAGAGCAUAUGAAACCAGAUUGGCUAAAGGUCCAAUUAGGCUUGAGGGUUGUUGUUGUGGGGAGUGGUGCUGACGAGCUUUUCGGAGGGUAUACGAGGCACAGAAAUGCAUUUUGUCGUUUUGAGGGGAAUGAAGAUGAAAAGCUUAUGAACCUUCAUAGAGAAUUGGAGAAAGACUGGAAUCGAAUAUGGGCUCGUAACUUAGGUCGAGACGAUAGAGUUGUAGCCGACAACGGUAAAACAUUAAGAGCACCUUUUAUUGAAGAGAAAUUAGCCCAAUAUGUUCGUUCUUUGUCACCUUCCCAACUUUGUUGUUUUCUUUUGAAAGAAGGCAUUGGAGAUAAGCUAUUUUUGCGACUAUUUGGGUUUCAAUUAGGCUUAAAAGAUGUAUCUAAGUUAAAAAAGCGAGCAAUUCAGUUUGGUUCCAAAAUAGCUAAUAAAAAACUAAACGCGACUGAUCGAUCCGUAUACUUGUAGCAAAAUAAAACCUAGAUUGUGACAUCUUAGGUCGAUGCUUUACCUCAA
This is a messenger RNA of Rhagoletis pomonella (apple maggot), 1233 nucleotides long. RefSeq names its product asparagine synthetase domain-containing protein CG17486. Gene Ontology annotation, molecular function: asparagine synthase (glutamine-hydrolyzing) activity. Bases 79 to 1185 code for a protein of 368 amino acids. The transcript is spliced from 3 exons. NCBI's taxonomy places the organism in Eukaryota, Metazoa, Arthropoda, Insecta, Diptera, Tephritidae. The record is from RefSeq and is a predicted model, not a curated record.